AUGGACGUGGAAGCCGGCGAGUUUCAAGAGUGGGAGGUUCUCCACGAGUCGGACGAUGACUUGGGCUGGAUUAACUCGCCCAAUUACGUCGAAAACAUGAGGAAUUUGGAGGAAAUCGAAGCUGACUCUGGAGGUAUGAUUCAAACCAAUUAUUUUUCCAUUGAUUCUCAAAACAAGUAUGCAAAGACUAGUAUGGAUGGUGAUGUCAGUGAAGGUUCCAUGGAGUCUGACAAUCCCAGUUGGAUCGAUCCGGUGUCAGAAAAUCGGUAUUUAAGGAAGGAUUCGGGGGAGUUUUUGUCUGAUUCGAGCAGUGAUCGAUCGGAUGAUCGGAAAUUUAACGAAUUUGAGGGUAAAAAUGAGUUGAGUUUGGUUGAAAGUGAGAAAAUCAAUGGGGGUUUGAAGGGAACUGGAGAAAUUAGAAUGGGAAGUGAGAAUUCAACAAAAUUCUCACCCAAUUCCCAUGGAAUUGGAUCGAUUGCCAGGGAAGUAGAGACCUUUGAGAAGAAUAGUGAACUGGGCAUCGGUAAAAAUGCAAAUUCCCAGGAGGGGUCGGAGCUUUGGGGUGAAAAGGAGGAGGAAAAGAGCUCCACUGAAGCAGGUGAAAUUGAAAAUGUGGGAAUUGAAGCAAAGAAAUCUGGUGGUGAAGAAGAGAAUAGGAGUUUGGUUUGGUGGAAGUUGCCUAUGGAGUUUUUGAAAUAUUGUGUGUUUAGGGUUAGCCCAGUGUGGAGUUUAUCUGUGGCCGUGACAGUGAUGGGUUUUGUUAUAUUGGGACGCCGGUUGUACAAGAUGAAGCGGAAGAGUCAGGUCUUGGAACUGAAGGUUACUGUGGAUGAUAAGGUAUUGCAGUAG
Ilex paraguariensis (yerba mate) is the source of this 849-nucleotide messenger RNA. NCBI's taxonomy places the organism in Eukaryota, Viridiplantae, Streptophyta, Magnoliopsida, Aquifoliales, Aquifoliaceae. The record is from the annotation of a GenBank genome assembly.